AUGAUAACGAUCAAAGCUUUAUUAGUAUUGGCUUGCAUAAUCUCAUUCGCUCAAGCGUCUUCUCCGGCCUUUCCAUCCUGCGUAGGUCAUCGCGGCUUACCCAAACAAAAUCCCGAAAACACCAUACGCUCGCUGCAACAUGCAAUCCUGGUCGGAGCCGAUGGACUAGAAUCCGAUGUGCGGAUAACCCAUGAUGGAGAAGUGAUAAUGAUGCACGAUACGACAUUGGAUAGAACCACUAACGGGACGGGAUUGGUGACAGAGAGAAAUUGGAGUGGCUAUGUAGAGUAUUUGAAAACUGGUGGAGAAAGUGUACCAAAACUUACCGAGGUGUUGGAAUUGCUGAUGCGUGAGGAGAACCGUGAUAUAUGGAUAAUUCUUGAUGUCAAGGAUGACAACCCAAUUGAAAUCUUGGAUGCCCUCGCGUCUGUCUUCAAUUUAUACCCAAACUAUGACUUUACCGCCCAAUUCCACAUUGGCAUAUGGAACGAAGAAUUUUUCAUGCGUACCCGAAAAGUCCUUCCUGGUUUUCCAACCUCUUUCAUCGGUUCGGACAUAUCACUUGCCCGAGUGCUGUUCGAUAAGGUGGAAUCGUUUAACAUGGAAUUCAUAUUCGUAUUUUCCGAUCAAACAGGAUUCUUUGAUGAAGUGAAGUCUCAUGGAAGGAGCGUGUUUGUAUGGACCGUGAACAAAGAAAAGGACAUGCAUGAGGCUAUAAAGUUUGGCGUUGAUGCAAUUCUGAGCGACUAUGUGGAUAGAUGCUUGAGAGUUAGGAGGAGGAAGGGAGGAAAAGGGCUGGCUUUGGAAGAAUGGGACGAAAACAAUGUUGGUGUCGAAUGGGAUUAG
Messenger RNA from Paraglomus occultum, 846 nucleotides. NCBI's taxonomy places the organism in Eukaryota, Fungi, Glomeromycota, Glomeromycetes, Paraglomerales, Paraglomeraceae. The record is from the annotation of a GenBank genome assembly.